Molecule: messenger RNA, 4480 nt
Organism: Perognathus longimembris pacificus (Pacific pocket mouse)
Lineage: Eukaryota; Metazoa; Chordata; Mammalia; Rodentia; Heteromyidae
Gene: Wdr36
Product: WD repeat domain 36
Exons: 23
Coding region: 27-2717 (896 amino acids)
Biological process (GO): rRNA processing
Cellular component (GO): Pwp2p-containing subcomplex of 90S preribosome; small-subunit processome
Molecular function (GO): protein binding
Source: RefSeq, a predicted model, not a curated record
CGGAGCGCGGCGGCACGGAAGGCGGCAUGGAAGGCGGCGGGGCCCCGGGCCGCGCGGGCAGCGCGCUGUUCGCGGGCUUCCGGGCCCUGGGACUGUUCAGCAACGACGUCCCGCACGUGGUGCGGUUCAGCGCGCUCAAGCGCCGCUUCUACGUGACGACCUGCGUGGGCACGAGCUUCCACACGUACGACGUGCAGAAGCUUAGUCUUGUUGCAGUAAGUAACUCUGUUCCACAGGAGAUCUGCUGUAUGGCAGCUGAUGGGAAGCUAGUCUUUGCUGCAUAUGGGAAUGUUUUCUCUGCAUUUGCCCGUAACAAAGAGAUAGUACAUACCUUUAAGGGUCAUAGGGCAGAAAUCCAGCUUUUGCAGCCCUUUGGUGACCACAUCAUCUCUGUUGAUACCGACAGUGUUCUUAUUAUUUGGCACAUAUAUUCAGAAGAAGAAUACCUGCAACUAACUUUCGAUAAAUCGGUUUUUAAAAUUUCUACAAUUUUGCAUCCAAGUACCUACUUGAAUAAAGUACUUCUGGGCAGUGAACAAGGAAGCCUGCAGUUAUGGAAUGUAAAAUCCAAUAAGCUUCUGUAUACAUUUCCAGGAUGGAAAGUUGGAGUGACAGCUCUUGAGCAGGCACCAGCGGUGGAUGUUGUUGCUGUUGGUCUUAUGUCUGGUCAGGUAAUCAUUCACAACAUUAAGUUUGAUGAAACAUUAAUGAAGUUUCGUCAAGACUGGGGACCCAUUACUUCAAUUUCAUUUCGCACAGAUGGUCAUCCAGUAAUGGCCGCUGGAAGCCCAUGUGGCCAUAUUGGACUCUGGGAUCUGGAAGACAGAAAAUUAAUCAAUCAGAUGAGAAAUGCACACUCGACAGCAAUUGCAGGACUCACGUUUCUUCAUAGAGAGCCGCUUCUUGUUACAAAUGGCGCUGACAAUGCUCUCAGGAUAUGGAUAUUUGAUGGUCCUUCGGGUGAAGGACGGCUACUGAAAGUCAGAAUGGGACAUAGUGCUCCUCUUACCAGUAUCAGAUAUUAUGGACAGAGUGGACAACAUAUUCUCAGUGCAAGUCAAGAUGGAACUCUCCAGUCAUUUUCCACAGUACAUGAAAAAUUUAACAAGAGCUUGGGACAUGGAUUAAUAAAUAAAAACAGAGUGAAACGUAAAGGACUUCAGAAUACCUUGUCAGUAAGACUUCCUCCUGUCACAAAGUUUGCAGCCCAGGAAGCUCGUGAGAGUGACUGGGAUGGUAUCAUUGCUUGCCAUCAAGGUAAGCUAUCUUGCUCAACCUGGAACUAUCAGAGGUCUACCAUAGGAUCUUACUUUCUCAAGCCAAAGGAACUGACAAAAGAUAACAUUACUGCAACAGCAGUAGAUAUAACUUCUUGUGGAAACUUUGCUGUAAUCGGCCUCUCAUCAGGUACUGUAGAUGUAUAUAACAUGCAGUCUGGUAUACAUCGAGGAAGUUUUGGCACUGAUCAAGCUCAUAAGGGAUCUGUGAGAGGUGUUGCUGUGGAUGGAUUAAACCAGCUGACAGUUACAACUGGCAGUGAAGGGUUACUCAAAUUCUGGAACUUUAAAAACAAAAUCUUGAUCCAUUCCAUGAGUCUUGAUUCAUCUCCAAACAUAAUGCUACUACAUCGGGACAGUGGCAUCCUGGGACUUGCCUUGGAUGACUUCUCCAUUACUGUUGUGGACAUAGAAACGAGGAAGGUCGUCAGAGAGUUCUCAGGACACCAAGGCCAAAUCAAUGACAUGACUUUCAGUCCUGAUGGCCGUUGGUUAAUCAGCGCUGCCAUGGAUUGCUCCAUCAGGACCUGGGACCUUCCAUCUGGGCGCCUCAUAGACUGCUUUUUGUUGGACUCAGCUCCUCUCAAUGUAACUAUGUCCCCUACUGGAGACUUCUUGGCAACUUCUCAUGUGGACCACCUUGGAAUUUAUCUCUGGUCUAAUAUUUCCCUGUAUUCAGUUGUUUCACUACGACCACUUCCUACAGAUUAUGUACCUUCAACGGUGAUGCUUCCUGGUACUUGUCAAGCUCAAGAUAUGGAAGUAGAAGAAGAAGAAGUAGAACCAAGUGAUGAAAUGAUAGAGUAUGACUCACCGGAACAGUUAAAUGAGAAGUUGGUAACUCUGUCCCUUCUCCCUGAAUCACGGUGGAAAAACCUGCUGAAUCUUGAUGUUAUUAAGAAAAAAAAUAAACCAAAGGAGCCACCCAAGAUACCCAAAUCAGCACCAUUUUUUAUUCCAACUGUCCCUGGACUUGUACCCAGAUUUGCUGUCCCUGAGCAAAGCAGCGAUCCCCAGCAGUCGAAAGUAGUAAAUCUUGGGAUUUUGGCUCAAAAAUCAGAUUUCUGCCUGAAACUUGAAGAAGGACUGUUCAAUAAUAAAUAUGAAGCUGCUCUGAACCUUCUGAAAGAAUUAGGCCCCUCAGGAAUUGAGACAGAGCUGCGAAAUUUGUCUCCGGAUGGUGGUGGGUCUCUAGAGGUCAUGCAGAGCUUUCUGAGAAUGAUUGGAAUGAUGUUGGACAGAAAGCGGGAUUUUGAGUUAGCCCAGGCUUACCUUGCAUUGUUUCUGAAGUUACACCUCAAAAUGCUUCCUUCAGAGCCAGUACUCCUAGAAGAAAUGACAAAACUGCUUUCACAAGUGGAAGAAAACUGGAUUCAUUUACAGUCACUCUUCAAUCAAAGCAUGUGUGUUUUAAACUAUAUCAAAAGUGCCUUGCUGUAAAAGUAAACUUAAGAGUUUAAAAUAAUCAAAGAUAUAAAUUAAAUGGGUUCAACUUAACUCAUGUAGGAGAUGUAAAGUUGUGCUGAAUUACAUGGAAGAUGUCAGCUAAAAUGGAUCAUAAUAUAGUUAUAAAAAUCACAUUAUCGUAAAAGGAAUAUUUCCCUUCGGGAAGCCUUUUAUGAAAAUGUGAAGUAUUGACUUGGAGCUCCUGGACAUAUCUGACAUCUUCAUGUACAGCCUUCUAUUGCAGGAGAGUAGGAAUAAGGUCUGCUGGGAUCUCCUUGGAUUCAGCUUCCUAACACGCACUGCUGCUUUCCCUGUUACCACGUUCCUAAAGAAAGUUGUUCUUGAAUCAGAAUGUGAAUGUUACUUGCCUGGUUCAAAUCGCUCUGGGAGGAGUCUGAACACACUCCUAAGAUUCCAUCAGCGGUUGCCCUCGUGGGCUUUCCUUCUGAACGCAGGACUUGUGUGGGGAGGAGAAGCCACGGCUGUACUUUUCCUCGUGAUCCCAGGUCCUCAGCAGUUCCUUCACUUCUCACCGUCUUUUUCUUUAUGGUCCAGAGUGCUACCUUUAGCUUGUGUGUCUAAAAUGAUGAUCAUUCCUUAAGUGCAGCUGACUAGGUUUGAACACAAAUGACACUGGUUCAGCAUUAGGAUGACAGGAUUUUGAAGACUGAUCUCUAGAUAAGAGCAGUUUAAAAGUAGUUAACUAAUGGGAAAUUAAUAUUUCCAUCUAAUGGGUAUGAUGGACCUACUAAGUUACUAUAAAAGUAACCCAGUGUGACUUAGUACUCAUUCUUGUUUGUAUUUUUGAAGUGUGUAUCAGUUUAUUAAAGCCAGUGUUGACUUUGGAAACUGUAUUUCCCUCUGUGCAAAAUGCAAUAUUAUGAAGAUGUACUACAGCUCUAAUAAAUUAAAUACUUUGUAAAGAUUGUAAAUAACUAAUACAAAAUAAUGAGCUAUAAACUGAAACACUCCUUUUUAACUGAUGAAUUGAAUUUUCUACUCUCUGAAAUGAGCAUCCAGAAUUGAGUAUUUUUUUUUAUUGAGGAUCUUUAUUUUUUUCAGGUAACCUUCCAGAACCUUUCCUGCACAUUUACUAACAAGGAAGGGAGGAAGAGAUUGAAAUAGGAACUACAGUAUUAUGUGUAGUAUUUUUUGAUCAGUAUGUGUAUGCUGUUGUAUCUUUAUGCACACAUAACAAAAAACAUUUUACUGUAAAAAGUGAGACAAGUCUUUUUUAUAGUAGUAUGUAGCUACAGGAAAUAAAAUGUACAGUGUUGGCUUUUACAUAAAGGUUGAAUAUGACUCUCAGACUUUUCUACUUGCUCUUAUUUUACUACAUUCAUACUUGACUGAUCUCUAUGCUUUUGUAAUCGGAUUCACCUAUUUUUCUUAUAAUGUAAAGUUCAGUAUUUAUCUCCUAAUUACAGACAGUGCUGAAGUGAGCAUCGUGUUUUGAGUAAAAAUACUAUUUUAUUUCAGAAAUUAUUGUAAGGUGCAUAUCUCAAUAUAUUUCAUCAGGCUAUGCAUAUUUUCUGAGUUACUUCAUUUCUUUGUUUUUUGAUCUUUAAAAAAUAUCAGGUUUGUUGCCUUUUUUAUAACUUACAUGCUUUUUUUAAUCUGUUGCUAAUGUUUCCUUUUAGUUGGCUGCUUGUAUAUAGCUUUUCUUGGGAUUUUUUAAUAGAUAUUUCCUAUGUCAAUUGAUAAUUCUUCAUGUCUUGUUCUAAAAUAUAAAGUAAAUCAUCUGCUCUCUUAAGGCA